Molecule: messenger RNA, 5784 nt
Organism: Osmerus eperlanus (European smelt)
Lineage: Eukaryota; Metazoa; Chordata; Actinopteri; Osmeriformes; Osmeridae
Gene: usp36
Product: ubiquitin specific peptidase 36
Exons: 19
Coding region: 138-3611 (1157 amino acids)
Biological process (GO): regulation of apoptotic process; protein deubiquitination
Cellular component (GO): cytosol; nucleus
Molecular function (GO): cysteine-type deubiquitinase activity
Source: RefSeq, a predicted model, not a curated record
CACGCCCCUUCUUAUAAUGCAGCAUGGGCGAAAGAAUGUAACAAAAUGACGGAACUGUAGCUGAGCAGAGCGAUAUCGCCUACCAGUAAAUUGUUUCGUAUGUUUGAACUAAAGGUGAGUUUCGUGAUGCACCAACUAUGCCGAUAGUGGACAAACUCAAGGAGGCCCUGAAACCUGGACGGAAGGACUCCAGCGAUGAGGGCGACCUCAACAAACUGCUGGCCUCUUCUGCCAAGAAGGUUCUUCUGCAGAAGAUCGAGUUUGAGCCUGCCAGCAAGGGCUUCUCUUACCAGCUGGACAGCCUCAAGACCAAGUAUGUGAUCCUCAAUCCCAGGAUUGAGGGCGCUUCAGGACACAGGGCCCUAGAACCUGCCCAGAUCAAGCGGCAAGUGUCUGAGAAUGUGAUUGGAGGCCAGGGUGACGGGAUCCCGGCCCCUCAGAAGAUGCUGUUUCCUGGGAACAGGCUGUCGAUGAGAUGGGAGCGUGUUUACAGAGUGGGAGCCGGCCUCCACAACCUGGGCAACACCUGCUUCCUCAACUCUACGGUGCAGUGUCUCACCUAUACGCCUCCCCUGGCCAACUACCUUCUCUCUAAGGAGCACAGCCGUGCCUGCCACCAGUCAGGUUUCUGUAUGAUGUGUGUAAUGCAGAACCACAUCAUCCAAGCCUUUGCCAACACGGGCAACGCCAUCAAGCCUGUCUCCUUCAUCAGAGACCUGAAGAAAAUCGCCAGACAUUUUCGUUUCGGGAGCCAGGAGGAUGCCCACGAGUUCUUGCGCUACACCAUCGAUGCCAUGCAGAAAGCCUGUCUGAACGGUUACCCCAAGUUAGACAGGCAGACACAGGCCACCACCUUGGUCCACCAGAUCUUUGGAGGUUAUCUCAGGUCACGAGUCAAGUGUUCCAUUUGCAAAAGUGUGUCAGACACCUACGACCCUUACCUGGACAUUGCUGUCGAGAUUCGGCAAGCAGCAAACAUCGUGCGAGCUCUUGAACUGUUUGUCAAGCCUGAUGUUCUGAGUGGAGAGAAUGCUUACAUGUGUGCCAAGUGUAAGAAGAAGGUGCCGGCAACCAAGCGGUUCACGGUCCACCGGACAUCCAAUGUGCUGACCGUCUCUCUCAAGAGGUUCGCUAACUUCAGUGGAGGGAAGAUUACCAAGGACGUGGGCUACCCCGAGUUCCUGAACAUCCGGCCCUACAUGUCUCAGAGCUCCGGGGACCCCGUCAUGUACGGCCUCUACGCCGUCCUGGUGCAUUCUGGGUACAGCUGCCACGCCGGCCACUACUACUGUUAUGUCAAGGCUAGUAAUGGGCAAUGGUACCAGAUGAAUGACUCCAUGGUCCAUUCUAGCAACAUCAAAGUAGUACUUAACCAGCAGGCUUAUGUCCUCUUCUACCUGAGGCUCGGUGACACCAAGAAGAACGUGGAUGGGCAAAUCACAAAGCAGGGAAUAAUGCAUUCUGGGAAGAACAGCAUGUCAUCGGAGCAGCUGAGAAAGACCAACCUGAAUGGGCCCCUCUCCUCCCCACAGGUCACCAAGAAGAUGGAACCGGCCCAGCUGCGCAAAAUCCAGUCCAUGGACGGGGGUUUGGGUGUUCCUAUUUCUAGGAAUGGUGUCAGCAUCCAGCAGCCCAAGCUGUCCAACGGUACAUCUCCUGCUUACGGCCCCCCCAAAGUACCGGGGGGUCCCACCAUGAUCGAGGAGCCCUUCAAAAAGCUGAAGAAGCCCUUCGCCCAGAGCCAGGCCCAGAGCCAGGCGCAGUCCCGCUGCAGCACCCCUGCCACCUCCAACGGCGUAGCGAGGUCUGACGGAGGGAGGCACAGUGGGAACGAGGGCAGGGGCAUGGCAGCAUCUACCUCACUCAAGUCCCUGUCAGACUCGUCCUCAGCGGAAACCUCUGACUCCAAGGAUUCAAUUGGUCCUAAAAGUGCUCCGGUCGGAGAGACCUCCACCGCUCCCAGGACCGGUUCCAACGGCAUGGCCUCCCCGGCCAAGAGUGCAGACCGGCUGGGCACAGAGGAGCAGAAGACUGUCAAGCUAAAACCCCUGGCCCUUAACAACAUCACAUCAGAAGCCACCAGCACCAUGUCCCCCCCACCCGCCAAGAAACUGGCUCUGUCUGCCAAGAAGGCCAGUCGCAGCCGGACUCAGAGCAGCACUGACGCUCCGCCACGCCAGCCACCAAGUGACCCCACGCACCCAGCUCAACUUCACACUCUCACCUCCGCCUCACCCACCCAAACCCCCAGGGCUGGCCCAUUCCAUUCAUCCAAACUGCAGUCUCCACCCACAGCCCACACCCACUCAGGCCUCCCACUCAAACACCAGAGUCCAGAGAAACAGUCCCCCGUCUCCACCAUGCAAAAACCAAACUCCAACUCCUCUCCCAAAACCAACGGGCUUCACUGCCUGUCUCCAAAGCCACCCAGAGCCAGCCUCCCAGAGCCAGGCCUGAGAAGCCCCCCAGGGCACGCCGGCGACACCUCCUCCCCUCCGCCGAAAAAGAGGAAGAGGAAGAAACGCCGGCGUUCCGAGAUGGAGGAAGAGCCAGCCAGCGCCCCUGAACCCCUGCAGGUAGAACCCGCCAGCGAGAAGAAGAGGAAGAAAAGGAAGAAAAAGAGACGGAGGGAGGAGGAGGAGAGUGGAGACGGAUCCUCGAACAAGAGGGAGUGUGUGCAGUCCCAUCUGGAACCCCUAACCCAGGAAGAGGACUGGUGUCAGGGCGGGGCCUGGAGCCUCAACCCUCCAGGCCCGGAGCGGGCCCAGCCGCAGGCCCAGCCGCAGGCCCAGCCUGUGGACGCUCUGGCCCCAGCGCCCCCUGAGAAGGCCCCGCCAGUCCCUCUGCAGCCUCAGGGAGCGCAGGGGUCUGAUGCCACGUUGGGUUUGAAGAGGAAGAAGAAGAAAAGGAAAAAGAAUCGACCAGAGGACACCGCAUCAGCAUGUCUAGUUCCAGGAAGCAUUGCAGGGAGAAAGCACGCAGUUGCGGAGCACAACGCCAGGGUGUCCGUGGAGCCAAAGAGAAAGAAGAAGAAGAAGCGGAGGCUAAAAGAGGAGCCGAGCCUGUGGGAGGAGAGCAGGCGCCCAGCGGACCACCCCAGCACGGAGCCCCAGGCUGCACAGACCUCUCCUGCAGAGAAGGCCGUGGAGACUGCCAAGAGCAGCAGAGCCGGGACAGCUGCAGUGGUGGUGUGGGACAGCCAGGUGAAGGAGGGCUACAGGCGAUCCCAGGGCCCUGCGGACGAGCAGGAGGGGAGCAAGGGCGCGCCCCGCCCCGCCCCCCUGGCCUGGGACGGCAACAAGAGCAGCAGCGUGGUGGAGGAGCUCCUGAAGAGCUCUGCAGACAAGGCCUACGGAGCCCAAGUCCUCAGCUGGGAAGGAGAGUCCUCUGCCAUUAGUAGGGAUGCCAUAGAGGAUGCCCGCAAUGCCAAAUAUGACACGGUGAUCGAUGAGUGGGACGAGGAUUUUGACAGUGGAAAGGUGAAGAAGAUGAAGAAGUAUAAAAGAGAGAAGUGGAGGAGUGGCAACAGCUUCCAGAUGAUCCAGGACAGGAAGAGCAUGUGGUCCGUCACUCCGGGGGGGAAGAGGAGCUGCUUUGGGUUCCGCCGUUGAUGCGUUCCAACCGCAUCGGUCACAUGACGGCACCGUUUGAUAAAAUGGUGUUUUAGCUGAUACCCCCCCCGAGGGAAAAUGAUAUGUAACCGGGGGGGGGGGGGGAAGGGGAGAGGAGAUAUGUUAGUGAGAAGGACUAACUCAUGAACAUGAGAUGUGGUCAUCUCCACCAACAUUAGGGUCACCGACACAUUGGAGAAUAACACAGUAAAUGGCAAUAACGAUACAAAGCCGAAUCCAUAGACUGCCCUUAAUACAGCUUCUUACUAUUUAACCCCAAUUUUAAUAAUAAGUAAUACAGGACACAGUACUGGAAAACCUCUAGGACUACCUCCUGGAAAUUUCCCUUGUAUCAAUUUGUUGUGCUGCGUAAAGCAUAUUUGUGUCAGAGAUUAAAUACGAUUAUAUAACCUUCACCUACCUUGUAGAAGACUGCACUAAGCUGCUGUUCAGUCGAACUUAAAACCCCCCUAUAAUGAUGCCAGCGUAUGCCCCUGGUUUCUUGUUGAUCAUGCGUAGAGGUUAAUGGGACGUAUGUGCAGACAUUCAUGGAGACCUGUUGAUAUUCACAUCUGGCCUUUUUGUUUGUAAGGACCUGUUUUACCAUACUGACAUUAAUCCAAACCACCCUGCUUCUAAAAUGUGUAUCUCCCUAUCUCCCAAUCAAGAAAGGGCCCAGAGCUGUCCAACCAGUUUUAUCCUUUUUUUGUUUUUUUACAAACCAUUGACACAUUUUAUUUUAGGUUUGAUUCUAAUAUUUGAGUUGUUAUGCCUUUUUUUUGUUUGUAUUUUAUUUAGCCACAAUGCUUCCUGGUAUUUAUUCAGGAUCCAUUUUGGCGUCUGCUGUUUAAACUCAAUUGGACAUAUCACUGCUUCAUUUGCUUGCUUAUCCAUUUGCUUUUGUGUCUGCUGAAACAGUUUAAGUCAGUGACCUACCUUUAAGUGCAGGUGAGAGGGUUGGGGUGAACAGUUUGAGUCUAUGUAAAAUGUCAUCUUUGAUCUUUUGAUAACCGGCAUGUUCUCAGUGCAGCUACCUAUUGAUGUCUGCUGCUUCUCAUCUGUCACCUGAACUCUAAUCCUGUACCAUAUCACAUCACUGUAUGUGUCAUUAUUUAAAGCACAUUAUUAAUGUAUAGUCAAUACAUUAUUGUUCAUUGUUGGGCAUGUUUCUUAAUGAAUUACUGGCCUUAACAGUACUUUUGUGUUUCACUCAAAUAAAACAGGUUCCAUUGCCCUCUGUCAACACAUUGUUUUCGAUUGAGGGUGUUCUAUGCUAUUGCUGGAUCGUUUUCCCCCUAAUCUGAACUCUAUGCAAUACUUUUGACAGUCCAACUGGUCACCUGGAACUGGGGUGUGCCUCAGGAACGCGGUCAUUCAAGAACUCUGCCACCUCUCUGUCCCAACCUGACCCCUCCCAUGUCUGACCACCACUCUUCCCCGGACCCAGAUUCAUACCAUGUCCACUUUUACCCUGUAGGUUUUAUACCAGUGUGUCAGGGGGAAACAAACAAGGGAUCUUCUUCCAUUUAUCUGGGCACACAUGCUGUAUGUAGAUAUUCUAGUAAUUAUACAAGAUGCUUUGCCAAUGUAGAAGAUUGUACAGUCCACCUUGUGCUUCCUGUGUCCUCUGUCAUUGCUGUACAGUCACCUUCUCGUUACUUUCAUUCUAGAGAUGUUGCCUUGAAUUGGCUUUAAAAAGCAUAGGAUAAUAUGUUAUGAAUAUAUUAAUUUAAAGAAAACCUCACAAAUCUUUAAUGUGCUAAUAUUCACAGAAAAUUGGUUGUAUUUAAGGAUUGGUAAAUUGUAAACUAGAAAACCUAUCUGCAGAUGUUUGUUCAUGUGUGUGUAUGCAAGACAUGCUGUUAGUUUUUUCUGUGAGACCUUAACUAUGUUACUGUAGUGUCAUACAGUACAGGAAUAUGGUAUCAAACAAUUCUAGUUCCAUAGAAAGUGUUCAUGUUGACUGUGAAUUAUAUUGUUCAAUUCUCAAGGAAACAUACGCAGGAGAACAUAAUAGCGGUGUGAAUGAAUGAAUGACCCAAAACGUUUGCAUCGAUGUUUCAAUUUUGCACCUCUUUUUCUGACCAAGGAGACAUUUCAUAAUGGAGAGGACUCUUGCAAAUACAUAACGUGAUUAUACAAGUGCAAUAAAGUUGUGACUUUUGUGAACAUA